GGGCUCUGAGGAGGCUGGAGCAGCAGGGACUACAUUUCCCAGAGUCCCCGGGGCCGGGGAGUGAGCCAUUGGAAGAUUUAAAUAGCCCAGGCCUGAGGCAGCCAGGCCACAGCUGUGCACGCGUCAGCCUCCCCGGUGGCUCCAUUGGCGCCGUUCGGCAUCGGUGGGCUCCAUUGGCUGCCCGGCUGGCGCUGACGUCCCCCCGGAGCCCGGGGGCAGCCAGAGGUAAACAGCCAUGUGCAAUCCCGCACUCCGUAUUUAACAGCUGCUGCGGGGAAGGCAGGGAGGCAGGGGGCGGCGGCGGCUCCCGGGGCCGCUCCUGUCUUCGGGGACCAGGCCUCGCAGCAGGGCUGGCACCAUGCCAGCCUCCCAGAGCCGCGCCCGGGCCCGGGACCGCAACAAUGUCCUCAACCGGGCGGAGUUCCUGUCCCUGAACCAACCCCCGAAGGGGGCCCCGGAGCCCCGCAGCUCGGGCAGGAAGGCCCCGGGCCCCUCGGCACAGCCCCCACCCCCGGGCGAUGGGGCCCGCGAGCGGCGCCAGUCCCAGCAGCUGCCCGAGGAGGACUGCAUGCAGCUGAACCCCUCCUUCAAGGGCAUCGCCUUCAACUCCCUGCUGGCCAUCGACAUCUGCAUGUCCAAGCGGCUGGGGGUGUGCGCCGGCCGCGCCGCGUCCUGGGCCAGCGCCCGCUCCAUGGUCAAGCUCAUUGGCAUCACGGGCCACGGCAUCCCCUGGAUCGGGGGUACCAUCCUCUGCCUGGUGAAGAGCAGCACACUGGCCGGCCAGGAGGUGCUCAUGAACCUGCUUCUGGCUCUGCUCCUGGACAUCAUGACGGUGGCCAGUGUCCAGAAGCUCAUCAGGAGGCGCGGCCCGUUUGAGACGAGCCCCAGCCUCCUGGACUACCUCACCAUGGACAUCUACGCCUUCCCCGCUGGGCACGCCAGCCGUGCGGCCAUGGUGUCCAAGUUCUUCCUCAGCCACCUAGUGCUGGCGGUGCCCCUGCGGGUCCUGCUGGUGCUCUGGGCCUUCUGCGUGGGCCUGUCGCGUGUGAUGAUCGGCCGCCACCACAUCACCGACGUCAUCUCGGGCUUCAUCAUUGGCUACUUCCAGUUCCGCCUGGUGGAGCUGGUCUGGAUGUCCUCCAACACCUGCCAGAUGCUCAUCUCUGCCUGGUGAGCCACCGCCCGUGGCUCCGGGACCCGGGGUGGCCUGGGAGAGGAGGCAGCAGCUGCGGGGCCCACGGAGCCAAGUGUCUGUCCCCCCGCCCCUGCACUUGGACUAUGAGUGUCCUCCCAAGGCGGGCCAGGGGCCCCGGGGAGAGCCGUGCGUGGCUUCUGCCCUGCAGACGGGAGGCGAGAACCAGGGUGGCAGGAGCGUUGUCCUGUCCCUCCAUCGUCGUCGUGACUGCUGAGUGCUUGGCUGCACCCCCCGUGCCACAGCACAGUGCCUGGCAAGACACCCCCAGCCGCCGCCCGACACAGGUGCCACUGCCAUUAACGGUCGCCAAUAGCUUAGGGCAGCCCUUUCGGAAGGGCGCCCUGCCGGAUGCCGGCCUGCAAGAAGCUUUGGGAAGAAGAAAGGGUUUUGUGGUCAAAUAAUCUUGGGGAAUGCUGCAUACUCUGGCCCCCGAUGCUGGCCAUUCACGAGAGCCGUUGUUGUCAUAAAGGCUCUGACAAGUCCUGUAGAAAGGCUUCCUGUCAGACCCUGUUGAACUCCAUGUUUCCUCAACUUAUUUGACCACAGACCCCUUUUCUCGAGGAACAGCUAUGAACCCCCAAAGAUCUGCCGUCUCCUCAAGCACGUUUUGGGAGAUGCUGACCGGGAGCCAGGGGGCCCAAGGCACAAGUGGGCCCCUCCCAGCACCCAGGAAGGCCCAGUGUCGCGUGCCACCUACGGAGAGCCCCCGGCCAUGGGCAUCGGUGCCGCUUUGGCCCUCAGGGGCCGGACUCCAUGUGACCUGAUAGGUCGUUUUCCAAGUCCCCGUUCUGGCUGUGCGUUUCACGUGACAAUACAGAGGACUUGCAGCGGA
Messenger RNA from Mustela lutreola (European mink), 2027 nucleotides. It is a transcript of the gene PLPP7, whose product is annotated as phospholipid phosphatase 7 (inactive). The record is from RefSeq and is a predicted model, not a curated record. The coding region runs from base 359 to 1174 and encodes 271 amino acids. Gene Ontology annotation, cellular component: nuclear envelope. The transcript has 2 exons. Gene Ontology annotation, molecular function: sphingosine-1-phosphate phosphatase activity. NCBI's taxonomy places the organism in Eukaryota, Metazoa, Chordata, Mammalia, Carnivora, Mustelidae.